Messenger RNA from Diaporthe amygdali, 375 nucleotides. RefSeq names its product 60s ribosomal protein l38. The record is from RefSeq and is a predicted model, not a curated record. Gene Ontology annotation, biological process: protein-RNA complex assembly; translation. The transcript is spliced from 5 exons. Lineage: Eukaryota; Fungi; Ascomycota; Sordariomycetes; Diaporthales; Diaporthaceae. Gene Ontology annotation, cellular component: cytosolic large ribosomal subunit; ribosome. The coding region runs from base 1 to 375 and encodes 124 amino acids. Gene Ontology annotation, molecular function: structural constituent of ribosome.
AUGGAGGUCGCUCCUGCCCACCUGGCGGAGGCUACCUUGGCCGAGGUGGCUCACCUUAACACCCGACGCGACGACAACUCUCAAUCCCGGACAGCCCUCCAAGUAAUCACUGUCAAAAAAUCAGUCAAAAUGGCCCAGGAGAUCAGCGACAUCAAGAAGUUCAUCGAGGUCUGCCGGCGGAAGGAUGCCUCCUCCGCCCGGAUCAAGAAGAACAAGAAGACCUCUUUGAUCAAGUUCAAGGUCCGAUGCUCCAAGCACCUGUACACGCUGGCCCUGAAGGACGCCGAGAAGGCCGAGAAGCUCAAGCAAUCGCUGCCCCCUAACCUGCAGAUCAAGGAGGUGACCAAGCGUGAGAAGAAGGUCAAGUCCGCAUAA